AUGGGGCUCAAACGUGAGCGACGUGAUCGCGAGAAGCACGCGCGCCUCACGGAACACAUGACCGACCAGAGCGACCAAAUGGGAGAGGACCUGGCUGAUGAGCAGCUGGCGUUGCAGGCAGAGCGCCAACAGAUCAAUGACCUCCUCUCGCCGACGCUCACGAAGCAGGUGCUGGCUGCCGUCUCGGAUGAGCAGUGGCGAGUCAUCAGGCAACAAGCUGAACCUUAUGAAUUACCAAAUCCUGAUGAACUGAUGCAGCAGAGUACGGCCUACACGCUUACGCGUCAAGCCAGCAAGGAGCUAGGCGACAAGUACAUGAAGUGGGCACAGGCGGCAGACCACUCGCUGGCCACCCUCGGUGGCAAGGAAGAAGAGGCCAAAACCAUGCGAGUGCCCGGCGAGUUCGACACGAUGAGCACGCUGAUUUCUGGGCGCCAGACAUAG
Messenger RNA from Prorocentrum cordatum, 444 nucleotides. The record is from the annotation of a GenBank genome assembly. NCBI's taxonomy places the organism in Eukaryota, Dinophyceae, Prorocentrales, Prorocentraceae.